UUAACAGGUAAUGAAUUGGAUAUUAAGGUUGAGGUGGAUAACAUGAAACUUGAAGAACAGAAUACGCAGACUGGCAUGCUGGCAACAGAGUCUGACAGAUACCAAGAGGUUCAGCAGCCUAGGGCAUCUGCUCCAUCAGCUGCAUCUGAAAGUGUGUCUUGUCCACAGACAGAAGAUCUCAAAGCUCGUAAAGAGAAAAUCUUUCUAUCAAUUGUGAGAAAUUAUCUUAAGACCACACCACCACAGUCCAGUGAAGAGCACAAUAAGUUUAAGGAACACUUAAAAGAAAUGAGGCUCAUCAUUACUGGUGUCUCUUUUGGAAGUUUGUUGAUAACAGUGAAGUGUGAAUCUCUAAUGAUCUUGGAGAAGUUGUGGACAGAUUACUCAUCUGGCCAUCUUGGUGAAGUGGUUCAGAAUUGUUUUGUUACUGAAAAGAUCUUGAAGGAACUGAACCUAGCUGAGCUGAGGCUGAAGACUACAAUGGACAUAGAAGAGUACAAUGCAUGCAAAAUGCUCUUUGAGAAAGAUGUACUUAGAGGUUGGUGCAAGAAUGUAACAAGGCCUAGUUCUAUCAUAAAAUAUUUGUAAAGGUUUUUGAAUGAAGUCCCUCAGAUUUUCAACAUGGAGUAUAGUAGGGUACAUGUCAUGAAGGCUGAUGGGUCCCAGCAGUUUUUUUAUCAAGAUUGAUGGAACUUUUCUCAUGAAAAACUCAUGUUGACUGCAAUAUGUAAACCAUGCCAAUGUGAGAAGUAAUUAGUUUGCAAGACAUGUUCUCAAACAUCUUUCCCUCCCCCAGUAACCUCUUAUCUUUCCUACCAAGACAUCUGGCUCAAUGUUUUUCUCUCUGUUGGAUUGUAUUUGUCUCUCCUUAAUAUCUCAGAUUACAUACAUCACCCAAAGAUUAAUUAGCAAGACUCUUGUUGGAGGAACUAUAGAAGAAAAUUUUACUAGUUCUUGUAUGUUGGGUGUUUUUAAAAAUAGUUUGAGGUGUGUUUAUGGUAUAUAAUGUUUGUCUUCUUGUAAAUCUGAUUUUAGGUGCUCUAUCCUCUGAAUUUCGCUCCACAAGUUCAACUAGUGAAAGUCCACAAAUAAAAGAACAAUGGGGGAAAAGUGAACAGAAGACAACAAUUAUGGAGAGAGUGAAAUUGGGAGGUGAAAAGGAAAUUAAAAAUCUCUUAAGUUAUUGUGGGAAGUUGUUGUGAACAGUAAUAACAAUCAUGUGAUAAAUCUUUAGAGAAUAAUCUCAGUGCAAUACUAUGGCAUCAAUAAAUUAAUAAAAUUGUACACAGUUCCACUUAUGGGAACAUUGAAGAGAGGCUGUGAAUGCUAAUCUCUCUCUGAAUUUUUCACCUUAAGGUACUUCACCCCUCACUGUAGUACCCACCACUGGUCAUGGAAGAGAACUAGAAGAAUCAAGGGGAAGGACAGGUGAACAGGAUGCUCAGUUUGAACCUAUUUUUCAAGUUAAUUUAAUUGAAACAUGGUUCUUCAUGUUGGUUGAGUUUUUCUUUUGUUAUUGGGAAAUAAAAAAACACUUUUAAGUCCAUUUAGUUGAUUUUAACUGAUAUCAAACCAUUUUGAAAUGAAUGAAAAGGUGUGGGGUUUACCACUUUCAGUUGUUUUUGUUGACUCAUUGAAGCCUAGCAUGGGCUCCAGUUUGGUUUCAGUUCCCCCUCACAUGCUCCAGUAAAAAGGAAACCAACAUGGCAAAUCACUGACUUGUUGUUUUGAUGUAUUGAUAUUGAAGAAAUGGAAGAAUUCAUAGGUGCAUAAAUUGGCCAAAAAAGCUGUUGGAGUGAAGCUGUUAGGAAAAGAAAGGAGAAAUGAAAAAAGAACCUGAAUGUAGUUUUAGUCAUCUUUUGAAGUAGAAAUUAAUGUUAUUAAUACCAAGAAUGCUUCUGUCAGCAAUUAUGAAAAAUAAUACUGGUCAAUGCAAAUUAUUUCAAAGGUGUUUUUACCUCAUUCCCUUCUCUAGUUUUAGGAAGUGCUGAGUUCCCAUGUGAAAAUGAACAUAUAAAUAAAUACUUACAUGUAGACUGAAAAAUUUUUUUAGCACUUCUCCACUUUUUUUUUUUUUCAGUUUUUAAGCUUCUUGGUUUAAAAAAGGCAAUCUAUAGUGCUCAUGUACCUAUCGUUAAAUACAAGCUGGUAUGCUUGUUUCUAACUAUUUAAAUAAAGAAAAGUCAUCGAAUGCUUAUCUCUCUCUGUAUACCUUUGUUUUUAGACACGGUUCCUCUCCUUGUAUCUCCCACGUCUGAUCCUGAAGAAGAACUAGAACCAGGAGAGCUACGUAUGGAACUUCCAAGAAUGAAAGGUGAAUAAAAGAUACUGUUAAAGGCUAAAAUAUUUUAAAAAUAAAACCUGUAUGUUGUCGACAGUAGGUCAUCAUCAGGGUGAUGAUGUCCAAGUGUCGAAAAUGUUUGUUUUUUACUUAUUUUAGCCAUGUAUAUAGCUCAAUGCCAUUAAAUGUUUUCGUAUUUUUUCCAGUAAUUAAUUUCAAGAGAAAUUAUUUCCUAUCUGAGAUAUCAACUUUUUUUUCUGUUGUUUAACUUUAAUCAAAGAAUGCUGUGAAGUGCUCUCAGCCGUUAUUCGAUAACUUACACUAGCUCAGAGGUAGAUGACCAACGCACACGUAAAACCUUCGCACGUUUUUCGCGUUCUGCGCCAAAAAAAAAAGGGCGUGCUAAAGCGUGUGUCUUAAGAGAGUUUUUGCUAUUGUUGUUCAACGCAGUCAGCUUGUUUUGUUCAGCACUGUUUCGGAAAACUAUGGUUUUCUGUCUCAAAAUGCUGCCAGCGAAGCAUCAAAUCAAUAUGUGCAUAUCUCAAUAUCAAAAGGACGCAAGGGCUGCCGUUCGUAAGGGCCGUGCACGGUGGCGCGAGCAGGGUGUAUUAAAAGCUGCAGUGCCAAGCAUGCGGCUCAGCGAUAAGACAGUAGAAUGGGAGGUAGCCAAACCCCAGAUAAAAAUUGGCAAAUUUUCCUCCAAUUCCAAUAUUUGUUAUUUCUACUUGAAGUUAACUGCAAGUAUUGGGAAAACUUCGAGUUUGAAAUGUUUUCAAAUUUCGCUGGCAAAAAUUAAAAGUGUGCGUCACAACUAGCUGUGUCUACAGACUCUGGUCUAAACUGACUAGUAGACCUAUGAGUUCGAUCGAACUAUCUCAAUUGUUUUAUAACUGUUAAUAGUUAUGUCUUUGAUUGUGCAAAUCACACCCGCUAGAAAAUGAAAAGUGCACGAAGACAAUUAGUCGUUUAUCCCGCUCAGAUAGCUUAUCGUUGAUAAAAAGAAGCUUCAGUGAGAGGGUGAUUUAUCUUGUGAUGAAAAUCAAACAGUUCCAAAGGGAUGGACCGUGAAGCCUGAGGUUCCUUGUUAAAAGAGAAUAAAUAUUUCAUUUUUGCAUGCUCAAAUCCAUCUGAAGUUAUAGAGGUGAGCGCGCUAAACCGAAAUAGAUUCACUGCGGAAUAAACUGCCAAUUGGUUUUCCAUAUCAGUUCAUGAAAAGUUGAUUAUCGCGCACAGAUAGCUUACCGAUUAAAGAAAGAAACUUAGGUUCUACUGGUAUGAAUCUUGUUAUGAAAAUCCAUCUUACCGGAUGGUUGGACACAGAGGCCUGACGUUCCCUGUUACAAAAUAAUGUUAUUUUUUCAUGUUCAAUUCCAUCCUUAGUUAUAAAAGUGACACGUACAAAACCGAAAUUCAUUCUCUUGAGUUGGAACACUCGAAUCUUCUGAGUAAAUGCUGAUUCGCUCUCCAUAUCUCCCUCUCAUUAAUUCUCCCUUAGUAUUAGAUUUCCGUAUUGAAUUUUCCGCAGUCGCAUGAAGACUGAGCAGUUUAACUCUCACAAUCUUCUGCAAGAUUAUAGAUAUAUUUUUGAUUAAUAUUGACAUUUUGUGAAAUGAGAAUCAUUAUAGUUCACGUCUCGAACAUAUUUAAUCACUUAACGGAAAAAAAAGAUACCAUUUUAAUCUUUUUCUCAAUCGUAUUUGAUAAUCGAUCAGUUCCUAUUAUCAGUCAUUUUGUUAGAUACUUUUGAUCACGGUUUUCAUUUUUCCUAAUCACAAAUUGGCAGUAACAGUGUUUAAUAGAAGGUCUUUGUAAAGUUAACCGUUAGCCGUAAAACGGCCAAAAAAUUAGCCGUUCGUCGUACAAAUUGACAAAUCGUAACCGCUAGUCGUAAAAGAGUUAACUGUAAGAAAAAUUUAUGGUGACAACAAUGAAAAGAUAUUAACCGUUAGCCGUAAAAGCCAUGCCAACACCCCUUUACGACCCUCUUUAUACUUAGAAAGGGGUAUUCAAGGGUUCAUUGGAAGAUUUUAACCCCCCUAUCCCACAAUUCCUGAUAAUAACACACUCUGGCCGAUAGGCCCUUAAAUUCAAAUUUGACGUAGCUAAAAACCCCACCCCUCCUAUUUGAAAAUUGUUCUCAACGCCUCAGUUAAGUAAACAUGUUGGUUCUAAAAAACGAGCGCCUUGUUUGAAAACAGCUGUGCGCCAGAAACAAGGUCUUUAAUGCCUCGAGGCUCUCUACAGAAAACAGUCAUUUUCGAUUGCAUUUAUCAUCAGUAGUAAGACCAAAAAAUAUUUUUGUGCGUUGACUUUUUACAAGACGACUUGACUUGCAUAUAGAGAUAGGUGGUUUAAAUGAGUCACUGCAAUACGGAUAACUUUAAUUGUUUUUAAACUUACGAACCUUUGGCUUAAUGCGCUCAUCGAGGGUCAAGUAUACCCUUGGGUGCGCCGAUGGAGAUUGAUCUAACUGGUGCAUAUUUACACUACCCACUCCCCCUAUGCAGAAACAAUUGUCACUCCCAUUAUUUUCCCGAUGAGUUACGAGCUUUUCCGCCUCCCUUCGGCCAAAGUCCCUCAGUACUACCAAUUACAGAAGGGCUUUUAUUUGAUGCUUAACGGAAAAGUUGAGCCAGAAAAAUAGACCAUUUCUUGAUACGCUUGCUUGUUGUCCUUUGUAGAGAGUAUCGUUAUCUGCUGAUGAGAACAUGGAGAGCAACAGCGGAGUUAAAUAAAUAUCAGAAAACUGAAGAACAUAAGCAUUCUUUGUCUUUCAAUCGCAUUGCUUUGAAAAGGAACUUUCAAAAAGUCUGAGAUAUGAGCAAAUUCACUUUGGUAGCUUUAAUUCCAAUUUUGUAGUCAUGGAUAAGGUUCUAAAAUUCCAGAUUAGAGAGAGUUUAUCCCCCUGCCCUCCUAAUUAUUGUUUUCGUGUCCAGACUCUUGUGCGUAGUAAGAUGAACCCAAAUUUUCUUUGUUUACCUUUCUACGAAAUACCUAACUGCUACUGAGCGGGUUAAAACUUUGUUGAGAUCUAAAUCUUCAAUUCUUGAAGUCCAUCAAUUUUCUCUUCUCUCUUUUAGAGACGAGAUUUUCAUCUUCAAUCAGCACUUAUUUCGACUCCUGCUUGUUACCCAUUUCACAAGUUUAGUAAGGCAUAUUUUAAUGCUCAUUACAUUUUGACUUUCCUUUCCCUUUUGCAGACAUUUCAGCUGAAGAGGAGAGUUGUAAAAGUGAUGAUCCUUCAGAAAAUAAACGUACAAGGCUAGCAGGUAUUAUAAUUAUCAAAUGAAGAAAUUUCAUAGUAAGCUUUCGUUUUAAUAACUUAUACUAUACUUAAAGUGGUGGAGUGUCCGAGCGCGGAAUCUGGAUGUGUUAGGUUCUAUUCCUGGUGAGGACUCAAAAUUGUUCCUUUGUCUCACGCUCGUGACAGGACAGUCAAAAUUCUUCUCUCUCCUUUUCUUCUACCAACUUGUUAUUAUUGUUCAAGAAACAGUACUCCGCAAAAUUUUACGAAAUUAAAAUUCAUGAAGUUUUUUGUUGUUACUUUGGCCGCUUCGUUUCCCAACAUUAUUGAUCCAUGAUGAAAUCAAUGCUAGAAAUUUAAUCUUCCCUGCAAUUUAAGAAGAGCUACCGAGAAAGGUAAAACUUAAUGAACUGAGUGUGGGUUUUUUUUUGCAGGGGGGAAGGGAGAGAGCGCGGCGGCAGGGGUUAAUUACCUUAAUGCUCUCAUGCCAAGGAAACUGAACUUGAGUUUGUGUGGUUUUACAAAUUUGGCAUCGUGUGCAUAUUUAUUCUUUCAAUAAAAGUUAAUACCUGUUUUUUUUUCUUAAAUAUUUCUUGAAACCGCUGAAUCUUCAAUUCUUGAAGUCCAUCAAUUUUCUCUUCUCUCUUUUAGAGACGAGAUUUUCAUCUUCAAUCAGCACUUAUUUCGACUCCUGCUUGUUACCCAUUUCACAAGUUUAGUAAGGCAUAUUUUAAUGCUCAUUACAUUUUGACUUUCCUUUCCCUUUUGCAGACAUUUCAGCUGAAGAGGAGAGUUGUAAAAGUGAUGAUCCUUCAGAAAAUAAACGUACAAGGCUAGCAGGUAUUAUAAUUAUCAAAUGAAGAAAUUUCAUAGUAAGCUUUCGUUUUAAUAACUUAUACUAUACUUAAAGUGGUGGAGUGUCCGAGCGCGGAAUCUGGAUGUGUUAGGUUCUAUUCCUGGUGAGGACUCAAAAUUGUUCCUUUGUCUCACGCUCGUGACAGGACAGUCAAAAUUCUUCUCUCUCCUUUUCUUCUACCAACUUGUUAUUAUUGUUCAAGAAACAGUACUCCGCAAAAUUUUACGAAAUUAAAAUUCAUGAAGUUUUUUGUUGUUACUUUGGCCGCUUCGUUUCCCAACAUUAUUGAUCCAUGAUGAAAUCAAUGCUAGAAAUUUAAUCUUCCCUGCAAUUUAAGAAGAGCUACCGAGAAAGGUAAAACUUAAUGAACUGAGUGUGGGUUUUUUUUUUUUUUGGGGGAAGGGAGAGAGCGCGGCGGCAGGGGUUAAAUACCUUAAUGCUCUCAUGCCAAGGAAACUGAACUUGAGUUUGUGUGGUUUUACAAAUUUGGCAUCGUGUGCAUAUUUAUUCUUUCAAUAAAAGUUAAUACCUGUUUUUUUUUCUUAAAUAUUUCUUGAAACCGCUGAAUGUUUGAUAGCAUUUUUCCCUCUGGGAAGAAGACCACCGACCCCCCAAUAAUACACCUAGAAACUCCUGCCUUAACCCCCCUUCCCUCCCCCCCAGCCCAACCCCCAUUUUAUUAACCACACCCAACCCACAUUUCCUAAUCGGUCCAACGAAGGUCUAACACUCGAAGCAUCAGCUUCAGAAUCUCUCUACAGAGGCCAAUUUACGUUAUCAACUCAGUUAAUGAAACCAAAUUAUCAUUGCUAACUGAACAUUUGAUUCACAUUUCUUAAUACUAGUAAGAGUAAUCCUAUAAUAAACUCCUGUUAGAAAUGGAUGCUAACCCUUAUGAACUUGCAAGUUAUGUUGGAGCAAAUUUGUUGUUUUAUACAUGAAACCUUGUUUGUUAAAGUGCCACGAGUUGUCUCUGUAGCACAUGAUCCCUUCGCUGAGUGCGCUAUCAUCAAAGGAAACUGCUGAGAAAAUGAUGAACGUUGUAUAUCUCAAAGUUAUUGAAUGAACCUGGUCAAUACUUUAUGUUUCGUUGGGGCAAAUUCGAGUUGGGAAGAGGUUUAGUCUCCAUGCACACUAAUGGAAGACCCGAAGAGUAAUGUUCCCUUUGAUGUAGGGAAGAGAACAUUUAUCAAGCUGUUUGCUUUUGCUUUCAUUUCGGCCAUCUAUGCAAUAUCCCUACUGGAAUUUCGACCUGCAUUAAUAUCCUUUAGGUAUAGCCAACUUGCGCACCACUUAUGACUGGUAAUAUAUCACUAAUCUUGCAAUUAUAUAAAAAUACAACUACAUGCAAGUGCAGUGCCUAAAUUCUCAGACACCAUGCUUUUUGGCCACUGUACCUUUUCUGUACGUUGUUGACAGUGCCUCGAAACGGGUAAAGUGUCCCUUCAUUUGUGGGUAACCAAACCAAAGCGAAGGAAGAUCAUUGUGGGCGUGCAUUUUUUCGUGUAACAUGAUGCACAUUAGGGAUGCAUAAUGCUAUGGCGCGAAUUGGUCUUGAAACAAAUUCAUUAAGAGACGUUUCAUUAGGAAAGGAAAUAGCUCCAUUACUACAAUGAAUCUGUUACUAAACAUUCGCGUCGGUCAAAGGUGAAACGUCGUGAUGAAGAGUAGUUUCCGAGUGACGCCUCAACUCCAAAGAAAAGAGGUAAAAUGAGGACAUAUCUAUGGGCGUGCCCGUUAGCCCCCACCCCCAACCCCAUCUUCCUUCCCCCUGCCUUUGUAAAAUAAAAAUGCGUGGAUUCAGCAAAAUGGCAUAAAUAGUUGCGAUGCGUACUACUCGCUAUCCCCUCAUCUUGAUGCUUUUCUGUGAUGCCUUUCUGUUUUCAGUUAAGCAAGGAGUUCCCAGCGACGAAGAUCUAGAGUGGCUUUCGCAGAAACUCGAAAAUUGGAAGACACUCGGGCGUCGUCUACAAAUUGAGGAAGUAAAAUUAAUGAUGAUUGAUGAUGAAAAUACGGAAUUUAUUGAAAAAAUCUACAAAAUGUUACUACAUUGGAAAGAGAGGAAUGGCUUAACUGCAACAUACAAGAUCCUACAUGAUGCACUGUGUCAUCCAUUGAUUAAUCGCACAGAUUUAGCUGAGCAACUUAUCACUGGUAAUAUAUCACUUAUCUUGUAAUUAAAUAAAAAUACUAUUACAUACAAGUAUAGUGCCUAAAUUCUCAGACACCAUGCUUUUUGGCCACUGUAUCUUCUGUGUUCGUUGUUGACAGUGCCUCGCAACAGGUAAAGUGUCACUCCAUAUGUGGGUAACCAAAUCAAAACGAAGGAAGAUCAUUUGAUGCGUUUGUAUAUUUUUAUGUAGUUUUCUGGUAGCGCACGAUUCACUCACCACACAACUGCCAACUGUAAGCGUAAGGUUACAGAUAUAUUUCUGUUCGCGUAUGUGGGCAUGCAUUUUUCGUGUAACAUGAUGCACAGUACGGAUGCAUGAUGCAAUGGCGCGAAUUGGCCUUGAAACAAAUUCAUUAAGAAACGUUUAAGGAAAAUAGCUCCAAACUUUUUCAAUCGCAUUGCUGUGAAAAAGAACUUUCAAAAAGUCAGAUAUAUGAACAAAUUCACUUUGGUUGCUUUAAUUCCAAUAUUGAAGUCAUGGAUAACGUUCUAAAAUUCCAGAUUAAAGAGGGUUUAUAAGUGAUUACUCACUUCUACAUCUUCCUUUAAUUUAAUAAGUCUUAAAUCUAUUUUCCUUGUCCUAGAUUGUAGGUACUACGAAUCGCUGAUUAAACACGUUUAUCAACUACCCUCCCCCCCUGCCCUCCUAAUUAUUGUUUUUGUGUCCAGACUCUUGUGCGCAGUAAGAUGAACCCAAAUUUUCUUUGUUUACCUUUCUAAGAAAUACCUCACUAUUGCUGACAGGGUUAAAACUUUGUUGAGAUCUAAAUCUUAGCUUUUACUCUGUUCCAAUGAAUUUUAAUUCUUGGUGUCUAUCAAUUUUCUCUUCUCUCUUUAAAACUGUGAUCAAGCUCAAAGAGAUUUUCAUCUUCGAUCAGCACUUAUUUCAACUCCUGCUUGUUACCCAUUUUACAAAUUUAGUAAGGUGUGUUUUAAUGCUCAUUACAGUUUGACUUUCCUUUCCCUUUUGCAGACAUUCCAACAGAAGAGAGUUGUAAAAGUGAUGAUCCUUCAGAAAAUAAACGUAGAAGGCUUGCAGGUAUUAUAAUUAUCAAGUGAAGAAAUUUCAUAUCAAGCUUUCGUUUAAAUAACUUCUAGUAUACAUAUAGUGGUAGAGUGUCCGAGCGCGGAAUCUGAAGGUGUCAAGUUCUAUUCCUGGUAAGGACUCAAAAUUGUUCCUUUGUCCCACGCUCGUGACAAGACAAUCAAACUUAUUUCCUUUCCCUUUUCUUCUACCAGUUUGUCAUUCUUGUUCAAGAAACAGUACUGCACAAACAUUUUAAGAAAUACAAAUUCACGAACCUUUUUUUUAUGUUAUUUGGGCUGCUUCAUUUCUCAACAUUAUUGAUCCAUCAUAAAAUAAAUGCUGGAAAUUUAAUCUUCCCUGCGAUUUAAGAAGAGUUACAGACAAAGGGAAAAAUUAAAGAACAGAGUGUGUGUUGGUUUUUUGCAGGGGGGGGCGUGGCAGCAUGGAAUUAAUUAUCUUAAUCCUUUCAUGCCAAGGAAACUGAACUUGAGUUCGUGCGAUGUUAGAAACUUGGCAUCGUGUGCAUAUUUAUCUCUUCAGUAUCAUAUUCGUCAGUGUAUUUUAAUUCUCAUAACAGUGUAAAUUUCUUUUCUCUUUUGCAGACAUUACAACUGGAGAGGAGGGUUGCAAAAGUGGUGAUCCUUCAGAAAAUAAACGUAGAAGGCUUGCAGGUAUUAUAAUUAUCAAGUGAAGAAAUUUCAUAUGAAGCUUACGUUUUAAUAACCUAUAUUAUACUUAAAGUAAUGAAGUGUCUGAGCGUGGAAUCCAUUAGUCUGAGGUUCUAUUCCUGGGGAGGACUCGAUUUUUUUUUGUCCAACGCUUGUGGCAAGACGAUAAAAUAUAUUUCCGUAUUCCUUUAUUAAGACAAUUAAUGAUUGAUCAUAAAAUGAAAAUAAUAUAUUGUUUUGGAGCUUCUCCCCUCGCACUCAACUCGGACUUUGCACUCGCCUCACCCUUUCCUCAGUUUGACUGAAAAGCGCCAAAAAAUUGCGUUUGUUGGGCAGGCUAGCGUUCGCAUGGUUUUGGGAACUUGGCGUUGUAUGCUUACUCAUCACAGCAAUGAAAAUUCACGUUUCUUUUCUCUAUUUUUCAGAACCGUUGAAUGUUGAGAAGUGCCAAGAGAUGCUAAAAUAUUAUUAUGCUACCUUCAGUAAGGUGAAAAUCGUUCCAUGGGACGACAGCUCUUCCAUUAAGAUUGAUGAGAUCUACACACCUUUGAAUUGGGUGAGAGAUCACAGGAAGCCCAGUGGAGUGACACAAGAGGAACUUGAAGACUACACUGACAUGUUCAAGGGAAAACCAAAACGAAUGCUUGUUUAUGGUCGGUCAGGAAUUGGCAAGAGUACUUUUUGUAAAAAGGCUGCAUAUGACUGGUCGAAAGCCUUAAAAGAAAUCCUAAUGAACUUUUGUGUUUUGAUUCUGAUUAAGUUGCGAGAUGUGUGUGACGUGGGAAACAUCCGCGAUGUUUUACGUGCAUCUAAAUUGCUGGCCAUUGAUGGUCCGAUCUCAGUUGAUAGUCUCUAUGAGUACAUAAUCAACAAUCAAGAUAAAGUGCUUCUUAUUUUGGAUGGCUAUGAUGAGUACAGCUGUGUAAAAGAAUACUCACCCAUCCUUAAAAUUUGGAAGGGUGAACAACUAAGAGAUUGUCAUGUUAUUGUCACCACGCAGCAACUUGGAUAUGACGAAUUAAGAGGCCUGAACCACGUUCAGUUAGAAAUUCAAGGUUUCAAAAGCUGGCAACGAAAAAUAACGUAUGCGAGAAAAUUUUUGGCAAGUGAGCAAGAUCUUGACGAGUUCAUGUCCUACCUGGAAGCUAAAGAUCUCGGUGACAUGGCAAAAAUACCUCUCCUCCUACUGAUGCUGUGUACUUUGUGGAAAGAAAAAUAUCACGUAAGACUGCCAAAAUUACGGGCCGACAUAUUCACACACUUCAUUCAAACCAUGCUAGAUCACAGACGUGAAAGUCACCAGCCUAUGCCAUUUCAGAAAGUGACCUCAACAGAAGCCAGAGAGGACCUUAGUAAUCUUGGAAAGGUUGCCUUUGAAGCACUUCUGCAAGACCGUCUUUACGUACGCUGUAGCGAACUCCCCGGAAAUAUUUCAAGAAGUUUUCAAAAAUUAAGUGAAGUUGGGCUUUUCCAGAUUGUCAAUCUUACGAGUCUCAAUCCUGAGAAAGGGGCCUAUUUCAUUCAUAAAUCCGUACAGGAGUUCCUUGCAGCCUGGCACAUUAAGGAGGAAGUGUUGUCGAUUAAAGGAGAAAGUACGCCUAGCCUUUCCAAAGUUGAAUCAUUUGAAAAGAUCGUGAAGAUGAAUGAAGUUCUGAAAUUUGCUAGUGAGCUGUCAACAGAAGCCGCAUACACAGUUUUCCAUCAUGUAGGGUCUGUUGGAAGAAAGGAAUCUUUGUCAGAAUGUGAUUUCAUUGAGUUACUUCAGGAGAAUGAAGAACUGUCUGAAGAUCAAGAACUGUAUCUGAAGCUUAUCUCGCAUAGCUACAUUUGUUGUUCGGCCGAGAAGAGACAAGAUCUCAGCUCAGUGUUUUCCUCUUACACUGAAGGUGUUAUGUGUCUUGAUUCUAACCAGCUGAACAUUACUGCAAAUGAACAUUUGCUAAAAUCUGGAAAGAUACCCGACUUCAUCUUUUUUCCUCCCAACAAAGAGUCUUCAGAGAAAAGCUAUCAAGACUUGAUCACUGUAACGGAGGACACAGAUGCUGUUUUUUUUAGUUGUUCAGGCGAAAAGAAAGCCGCAGAUUUGCUGAAGAAGUUCCCGUGUCGUUCUUUGGGCGAAUUCUUUUUGAAGAAAGAAAGAAAAAUUAUCAUUUAUGUUAAUCAAAUAUGGAAAAAAGAAGAUGGUGGCACUUUUCCGACUGAAAUGCUGCUAGAGCUCAUUUCGCCAACAGCAGAGUCUACUCAGGUGAACCGUGUUGGUGAUCCGUUGAAUGAACAAGACCACGAAACAGCUUCGUGUUUGACUAAGAACACUGAUAGCGUCACUGGUCCGAUUCCUCAGAGCCUUUCCUGUGUGGGGAAGAUUGAUAUUGACCACAUAGAAAGGCAAGAGAUGAAGAUGCUGGCUGAUUUCUUGCCACUUUUCACUGCGCUGCGAUGCAUAGUUAUUAAUGGGAAACCCUUUGAAGUCAUUGAUGCUCAGUUGACAGAGACCCUGGUGUCUCGCAUCAUCUUCAAUGACAGACUUCGCACAUUAACACUUGUUAAUAUCAAUUUAACAGCCAAACCUGCUGCAGCCAUCGCCAGAUCUCUGCACCAGUCUCCUAGCCUGCGCGGUCUCAACUUGUCACAAAACCCUCUUGGUGAAGGAGUAGGUGUUCUCACUCAACAUCUCAGCCGUGUUCCUCGCCUGGAGUGGCUGUGGCUUUCUAAUGUUAAAAUGACAAAGCAACAAGUGAAUGAUUUGAGUGCAGCUGUACGUCAGAGUAACAUCUCCCUUUUGUCGACACUCUACCAC
Pocillopora meandrina is the source of this 13046-nucleotide messenger RNA. The record is from the annotation of a GenBank genome assembly. Lineage: Eukaryota; Metazoa; Cnidaria; Anthozoa; Scleractinia; Pocilloporidae.